AUUGGACUCGAUUGGUUCGAGGCUCUGGGAAUCCAGGUAACUGGGCUGCACCAUUUGCAAACGUUGAGCCUUGCAGACGUCUACAAGGAGUUUGCAGAUGUGUUUAGUUCAGAGCUAAGAUCCUACAAGGGGCCCCCCAUUGCGCUACGGUUGGACCCAACUAUCACGCCCAUCAGGGUUAAGCCUAGAAGGGUACCUUUUGCCCUCAAAGGUAAAAUAGAUGCUGAGCUUUACAAAUUGCUCCAGCAGGGCAUCUUAGAACCUGUGGAUUCUAGUCCAUGGGAAACCCCCAUAGUAAUGCCUCUAAAGGCUAAUGGGGAAAUACGUAUAUGUGCAGAUUACAAGUGUACACUGAAUAAGGCAUUGCAACAGCACGCUUAUCCAGUUCCUGUUGUAAGCCACAUCCUGGCCUCCCUCAAGGGGGGGCGCAUCUUUGCGAAACUUGACCUGGCACAGGCCUAUCAACAGCUACCUGUUGAUGAGGCAGCUGCAGAGGCCCAGACUAUUGUAACUCACAGGGGGGCCUUCAAGGUCAAGAGACUGCAAUUUGGGGUAAAUGUAGCCCCUGGCAUAUUCCAAAGUGUAACGGAGAGCACACUUCGAGGUAUUCCUGGGGUCUGCCCCUACUUUGAUGAUGUCCUCAUUGCUGGGGGGUCAUCUCAAAAUUUAGCAGAAAGGUUAAGGGCUGUCUUGCUUUGUUUCCGAAAAGCAGGCCUUAAAUUAAAGCAGGAUAAAUGUAAGAUAGGAGUCGCUUCAACUGAAUUCUUGGGCUUCAGGAUUGAUGCCCAAGGCAUUCGCCCUGCUGAAGACAAACUGCUAGCUAUUCAGCAGGCCCCAAGUCCAAAGUCCAAGAGUGAGUUACAAGCCUUCUUGGGACUUUUGAAUUUCUACCAUGCAUUUCCCCCACAUAAGGCUGCUGUGGCCUUGCUCACUUCUAAUGCUGUUUUAGCGCAUUUCAAUGAGCAACUGCCUGUUUGCAUCGCAUGCGAUGCAUCUCCUUAUGGAGUGGGAGCAGUACUUAGUCAUCUGAAGGCUGAUGGGACACAAGUCCCUGUGGCCUAUUAUUCAAGGACUCUGUCAUCUGCAGAGCGGAAUUACGCUCAGAUUGACAGAGAGGCCUUGGCAAUAGUGGCUGGCAUUAAGAAAUUCCAUUAUUUCUUAUAUGGCCGCCACUUCACGGUCUAUACAGACCAUAAGCCUCUGCUGGGGUUGUUUACAACCAACAAACAGACACCUCAUAUCAUUUCUCCUCGUAUGCUGAGAUGGUCCAUUUUCCUGUCAGCAUAUGACUACACUCUAGUUCACAAACCUGGUAAAGAGAUGGGCCAUGCAGAUGGCCUAAGAUGGCCUGACACGUGUCCAGAUGCGACAUUUCAAAGGUUCUGGCAAAGGAGAAACGCACUGUCUACCUUCAAUGGGUGCCUAUUAUGGGGGAGUAGAGUAGUUAUUCCUGCCUCACUGAGGUCUAGGAUCUUGUCCUCACUGCAUGAGGGUCAUCCCGGAAUUGUGCGCAUGAAAGCGCUUGCGCGCAGCCAUCUUUGGUGGCCUGGGCUUGAUAAGGCUAUCGAAGCUCAGGUGCACGGGUGCCAAGUGUGCCAACAAUCAUGGCCUGACAUGCCUCAGGCCCCAGUACACAGGUGGGGGGAGACGCACACCCCUUGGUCACGGGUACAUUUAGAUUAUGCUGGGCCCUUCCAGGGGCAAUUCUUCCUUAUCCUUGUGGAUAGCCAUUCCAAGUGGCUAGAGGUUGUACCUGUCUCCUCCACUACUACUGCCAGGACCAUCCAGGUGUUAAGAGGAAUCUUUGCAACCCAUGGCCUUCCAGAUGUGCUUGUCUCUGACAAUGGCCCUCAAUUUACAUCUUGUGAGUUCCAGGCUUUUCUUCAGGCCAACCUGAUCCAGCAUGCAACAUCUGCUCCCUUUUACCCUUCCACCAACGGGCAAGCGGACAGAAUGGCCGCAAAUGAGCCUGUCUCUGAGACAGUCUUCCAGGUCAAGGAACUCACAUUGGCACGAAGCUUGGCAAAGGGCUGCCACAAACUCUGCUGCAGAUUCCCCGGAUCUCUGCUCACGUUGCUCAAAUGCAUGGCACCAGGCGAUUACUGA
Molecule: messenger RNA, 2106 nt
Organism: Protobothrops mucrosquamatus (brown spotted pit viper)
Lineage: Eukaryota; Metazoa; Chordata; Lepidosauria; Squamata; Viperidae
Exons: 4
Biological process (GO): DNA integration
Molecular function (GO): nucleic acid binding
Source: RefSeq, a predicted model, not a curated record